AUGGUGUUCAUUCGUGAACUACCCCCACACGGUACCGCCACCCCGCAUACCUCCCGCCCACCUUCUGUACUCUCAGGCUUCACGUCCUUCGCCAUCCCAAAGAGCACAUUCCCUUCCAUCCCCUCCCGCCCCAUGUCCAGCAUCACAGAGACUAUGAGGUCGGCCCACAUCACUCCCAUCCCUACGCCUCCUCCUCCAUCUCGUCCCCCGCCUACGACAACCUCAAUCCCCACCCCCACCCCUACCCCCAAUCCCACCCCGACUCCGUCUUCCCGGCCCGUUGCCCUCUCCAGCUUACACCCCACUCGAGCCGCCCAGCUGCGCCUUGGAUGGCCAGGUGGAGCGAUCACGACCCGUACACCCUCCCGUCGCAGCACGGCGUCCUCGUCCUCCUCUUCUUCAGCGCCGACCGCCACCGGCAGUAACGCCACCCCGCUCGCGAAUGGAAGUGGCCGUUCCAGCACGUCGACCAAGACGCGCCGUACGCGCCGCGCCUCCGUCCCCGCAAUGAGCGGUCCGCUUCCCACCACGGCUUCUCGCGCUUCGACACGCAGGGCCUCCGUUGCCGACGCUGACGACAAGGGCAACGAAGUCUUGACCUCGGAACCCGCCCCGCUCCCAGCCAACCCAGGCGAGUGGGCGGCCAAGCUCGCCGAGGACGAACGCCGCGCCUUCCCCGGUUGCUCCGAGACGCUGGCCGACAAGCUCCGUGCCGCCGAGGCCAUCGCCGAGCGCGAGUGGCAGAGUGUCGUGCAGCAGCGCGAGCGCGACCGCUUGGCGGCGCAGGAGCGGCAGACGGAGGAACGCAAGUGGGAGCGCCUCGCUGCCGAGGAACGCCACCACGCCGAGGUCGAGCGCGAGCGUACGCGUAACCGCGAGCGUGAGCGUGAGAUGCAGCGUGGUCGCGAGAUCGCCAUGGAACAGCGUGAGCGUGAGAGGGAGACGGAGCAGUUCCUCCAACGCGUCCAGUUUGAGAAUGAGAGGGAGUCCGAGCGCCAGCGCAACCUCGAGCUGGAGCGUGAGCGUGAGCGUGAGGUCCACCUCCGCUCAACCAUCGAGCGCGAAAGGGAGGAAUGGUGGAACGCCGCGUUCCGCCUCCUCCUGGACGACUUUAUGGUCGAGCAGGAGAUGUGUCUCCGUCGCGACCUCGCGCUCGCGCUGCGCGGCUACCUGUCGCCCUGGGUCGUCGAGCGUGAUAUGAACACCUUUAUCCACCGCUUCCGCCAGUUCCAAUCCGACACAGUGCACGCCGCCUCCCUCGCCCGGCGCGUAAACUACCCUCCCGCUCCCGACCUCGAGAACGAGGCCCUCUGGUGGCGCGCCACCGGCGCCAUCCUCAACGACUACACCGAAAAGGGCGUCGUGCUCGAGUUCGUUAUGCGGCGCGGCGAGGGCGUGCUCUCGCACGCGCUCCCGCGCGCGCUGAGCGGGGCUGUGGCCGAGCAGAGCAUUGGCGCCAACAUGGGCGUGUUUAUUAACGACUUUCGCGAGAUGGUCAAGGCAAUGGUUCUCUUCUGGGGCGCGUCGCGCUAUGGUGUUCGGCUUUGA
This is a messenger RNA of Apiotrichum porosum, 1548 nucleotides long. RefSeq lists its product as uncharacterized. The coding region runs from base 1 to 1548 and encodes 515 amino acids. The transcript is spliced from 3 exons. NCBI's taxonomy places the organism in Eukaryota, Fungi, Basidiomycota, Tremellomycetes, Trichosporonales, Trichosporonaceae. The record is from RefSeq and is a predicted model, not a curated record.